This is a messenger RNA of Knipowitschia caucasica, 1377 nucleotides long. NCBI's taxonomy places the organism in Eukaryota, Metazoa, Chordata, Actinopteri, Gobiiformes, Gobiidae. The record is from the annotation of a GenBank genome assembly.
AUGUCGAUUCAUUUAGAAACCGACUUGCCGCCGAUCUGGGCUCCUCUCAAAAAUCUUGAGACUCUGUUGCGAUGUCCCAUUUGCUUCGAAUUCUUUGAUAUCACAAUGAUGACAAAAUGUUCUCACAACUUUUGUUCACUGUGCAUCAGGAAAUAUCUUUCUUAUAAAUUGCUAUGUCCAGUUUGCAACAUGGAAACAAUGGAACUGGAUUUGAGGAACAACCGGGUAUUAGAUGAUUUGGUCUCAAGCUUUCAAGUGGCAAGACAGCAGUUGUCAAAAGCCAAAUUUGAGUCUCCUCCAGUGACGCCCAGUACUCAAACUGUGAAUGUCAGAUGCAAAAGAGACAUGACUCCAAAGAGCAGCAGCACCGUGCUGAGCCAGUAUUUUCCUAAGAAGCCCAAAGCAACAACCAUUAAAGAAUAUCAAGAAGAUGUUCCUGUUACUCAAAUGAUCAAGGAAGAGCCAAUGAAAGUGGAGCUGCCAUAUGUCCAAGCUCCAGUACCAGUUAAGCAAGAAGAGCUGCACUUACCAGCUGUUUACUCAAGGGAUGAAUCCGCUCAUUCUUCCUCUGUGUGUAAAGAUGUGAAGCCUAUGAUCAAAGUGGACUGCCCUGUGUGCUCCAUAAGUGUGGCACAGAAUUUCAUAAACAAACAUCUGGACAUGUGUCUGUCAAGUGGAGAAAAGAAGGAGAGCUUAAGAAGUUCUCUUGGAAAAUCCAUGCGUCCAAUGACAAAGCCGGUGUACAACCUGCUCUCUCUGCAGGAGCUGAAGAGGCGCCUCAAAGACUGUCACCUCUCAGCACAGGGGACCCGAGAGCAGCUCAUCAAGAGACACCGGGACUUCAUCCACAUCCACAACGCUCAGUGUGACUCGCUUGACCCAAAAUCAGUGCAAGAAAUUGCCAAAGAAGUGGAGGCCAAUGAGAGGAUGAGGACCAAACUGAAGGAGAAGACGACGCCUGUCAUGGUUUUCUCUAAGGACCUCUCAGAGAAAGAUAUUGAUGGCAUGCAUUCAAAUUACAGGAAGCAGCACAGCGGAGACUUCACACGUCUGAUCGCACAGGUCCGGGGACGCCUCCAGACCAGUAGCUUGGCAGGGGUCACAGCUGGAGGAGAGGAUAUGCUCACGCCCGUCCCAGACUCAAAAGAUACCAUUGUGAUCAACUCGGGGGAGAGUGCUUCCGAAGAAGAAAAUAGUUCGCAGAUUCUCCUGUCAACAAGCCCAACAGACAGCGAUGUGUCUGUCAGCAGUUCCAUCUCAGACAUCUUUGGACCUGAACAGUUGCGAAAACCUGCGGCUCGAGAGACGACGCCAACCGUUGUGGCUAAACGGCGGCGUAAAGCACAUCUUAAAGCUGAAAAGAAGCUGGUGACAUAA